This is a messenger RNA of Zingiber officinale, 798 nucleotides long. RefSeq lists its product as uncharacterized. The record is from RefSeq and is a predicted model, not a curated record. Lineage: Eukaryota; Viridiplantae; Streptophyta; Magnoliopsida; Zingiberales; Zingiberaceae. Bases 1 to 798 code for a protein of 265 amino acids. The transcript has 3 exons.
AUGGGAGGCAACACAGCUAAUGCAAUAGCAUGUGUCUGCGACACCUGUGGAAGUACGGAUCACGCUCAAGACACCUGCCCCUUUGGGCCGAUACAGGCACAGAUGAAACAACUUGAGCAGUGUGAUGCAAUAACCAACUACAAUCAGAGGAUUGAAAAGAUGCUUGAGGAAGCUCUCUUAGAGAAAAAGGAGAUGAGAAACGAGAUCAAGCAAUUGACUCAGAGGCUGGAAAACUCUGAAAAACACCAGAAGAUGCAAGACAGCCAGAUAGCUCAGUCCGUCUCAAGAGCACAGGGUACAUUCCCAGGGAAGCCAGACUUAAAUCCAGUGGAACAUUUCAACCGCAUUGAAUUGAGGAGCGGAUGUACUAAUCAGACGAUCCCUUUUCCUCAGAAGCUUAUAGCAUCCCAGAAAGAUGAAGAGUUCAACUGCUUCCUGAAGAAGGUCAAAGAAAUCUGCAUAGAAGUACCACUGAUGGAUACGCUGCACCAAAUGCCGAAGUUCGUAAAAUUUUUAAAGGGAAUAUUAUCUAACAGAAGGCAGAAGGGCGACUUCGAGACUGUAGCAUUAAUAGAGAAUUGCAGCGCUCUCCUUAUGGCGAAUUCUCCACCAAAGCUUCAGGAUCCAGGAAGCUUCCCCAUACCGUGUAAAAUUGGUUUCGAACUCAUACCGAGAGCUUUCUGUGACUUGGGGGCCAGCGUCAGCCUACUUCCGUACACUUUAUGCAAGAAGCUGGGCCUCCAGAACAUUAAAUUGACCACUAUGGCACUGCAAUUAGCUGACCAUUCAUGCAGAUAA